Messenger RNA from Contarinia nasturtii (swede midge), 1561 nucleotides. Its product is annotated as innexin inx3. Gene Ontology annotation, cellular component: plasma membrane; gap junction. Lineage: Eukaryota; Metazoa; Arthropoda; Insecta; Diptera; Cecidomyiidae. The transcript is spliced from 8 exons. The record is from RefSeq and is a predicted model, not a curated record. Gene Ontology annotation, biological process: phototransduction. Gene Ontology annotation, molecular function: gap junction channel activity. Bases 214 to 1377 code for a protein of 387 amino acids.
CGACUUGUUAGUACUGUUCCAACUUUCUACCACAAAGAACGUUCAUUGUAAGACCAACAGACAGUUAAUUUUUUUUAUUUGCUUGUGCAAUCAAUUUUGAUGCACAGUUCAAUAUUCGACAUUUAUAUACAAACAGCUGAAGAUAAAUUUAACGUUUGAGAUUCGAAUUUACUUUGUGAUUGACUUACUCAAAAGGUGUGUCCCAUUUGAAAAAUGUCGGUAUUUGGCUUAAUGUCCGGCGUUGCCGGUUUUGUGAAGGUUCGAUAUUUAAUUGACAAAGCAAUUAUCGACAACAUGAUUUUUCGCUGCCACUAUCGCAUCACAAGCGCGAUUUUAUUCGUAUGUUGCACCAUUGUGACCGCUAAUAAUUUGAUUGGUGAUCCAAUUGCAUGUAUCAACGAUGGGGCUGUGCCAAAUCAUGUCAUAAAUACUUAUUGCUGGAUCACAUACACUUUUACACUUCCGGGUCAACAUGGUAAACAUGUUGGAACUGAGGUUGCGCAAAGUGGUUUAGGAAAUGAUAACCAGGAAAAAGUUUAUCACAGCUACUACCAGUGGGUGCCUUUCACACUUUUCCUCCAAGGAUGUCUCUUUUAUCUUCCUCAUUACAUUUGGAAAAAUAUUGAAGAUGGUAAAGUUGGCUUGAUCUCACAAGGCAUUCGUGGAAUGUUCGCUCUAUCGCCCAAAGAACGGGCAAGCCGUCAAAAACGUCUUGUUACCUAUAUAUUGGAAAGUUUGCGAACACAUAACGGAUAUUCAUUUGGUUAUUUCUUUUGUGAAAUUUUGAACUUGGUCAAUGUUAUUGCCAACAUUAUAUUCAUUGAUAAAUUUUUGGGAGGAACAUUCUUAACAUAUGGUACUGAUGUUAUUCAAUUUUCGAAUAUGAAUCAGGAAAAUCGAAGCGAUCCAAUGCUCGAAGUGUUCCCGCGUAUCACAAAAUGCACAUUCCAUAAAUACGGAGCUAGUGGAAGUAUUCAAAAGCAUGAUGCGCUAUGUGUCUUAGCAUUGAAUAUUCUGAAUGAAAAAAUAUACAUUUUCUUGUGGUUUUGGUUCAUUAUUGUGGCCAUUUUGUCUGCAUGUGCCAUCAUUUACUCUGCAUUGGUAGUUAUGUUGCCAACCACUCGUGAAGCCAUCAUCAAAAGACGAUUCCGAAACGGAACAACGAAUGAAGUCGAAGGUCUCAUAAGUAAUAUACAGGUUGGUGACUUCUUGCUUCUUCAUUUACUUGGUCAGAAUAUUAGCGUAAAUGCGUUCUCGGAAAUACUACGUGAUCUAUGCAAUCGUCUGAGCUCAUCAACACCAUCAGCACCUUCGCCAAUGGAAAUGGCUCCGUUUUACAGUUCGGCAUUGGAAAACGAAAAGGAGACUAUGACAUAAAAUUCACAUGAAUUUUAAAUGACAAUGACCCAAUUUCAAUAUUCAAAUGAACUUUUCAAACAAAAUUUUGAUUUUUGACCCACAAUCAGAGGUUAUAAUUUCAUUAAUUUUACGGUCUACAUGAAGAGACAUUCCGUAUCUAAAAAGUAUUAUAUCAAAAAGACAAUAAAAUUUUACUGAAAAA